CGUGUUGGAUAGGCCUCAGACCCUCUCCCCGCUGCGGCCUCGGCCUGGCGGGGCGGGGCGAGGCCCGGGACCUUCAUGGCGGCGCCAGGCCCCCCCGGGGCUGUGGCUAAGCGUGCUCAGGCCGGCUUAGGCUCGCCCACUUUUAGACAGCCGUCGAUUGCUGGCAUAUUCAGAGGAUGCUCACCUCGCCAUCCCACGGUGCGCGCGACCCGUGCAGUGUGCAGAGCAGUGGCCCUGGAGUCUUGAGAGCAAUUUGCAGACGUAGAACAGUAAAGCAUGGCUAAGAGCUUACGGAGUAAGUGGAAACGGAAGAUGCGUGCCGAGAAGAGAAAGAAGAAUGCCCCAAGGGAGCUCAACAGACUGAAAAGCAUCCUCAAAGUUGAUGGUGAUACUAUAAUGAAAGAUGUCGAAGAAAUCGCAACCGUGGUGGUACCCAAACAGCGCCAAGAGAAAAUGCAGUGUGCGGCGGAAGAAGAAGAAAAGGAUGACAUGAAAAUGGAGACUGAAAUUAAGAGAAACAAAAAGACUCUUCUAGACCAAAAUGGACAGUACCCAGUAUGGAUGAACCAGAGGCAGAGAAAAAGACUGAAGGCAAAGAGAGAGAAAAAACGGGGGAAAAGCAAAGCCAAGGCAGCCAAGGGCCUGGCCUGGUAGUCCCUUAAAAACUGGAAAGCAGGCUGGGCAGUGUUGGUGCACUGCACUUGGGAGGCAGAGGCAGGCAGAUCUUGAGCUGAGGCCAUCCUGGUCUACAAAGCAGAUACCAGGACAGCCAGGACUGUUAACACAGAGAAACCUGUCUUGAAAAACCACAAAACAAAACAGCAACAACAAAAAACUUGGAAAAUAUUCAUGGGAAAGAAGUUUGCUUGUUAGGAAUGUCUGCACUGAUUUCAGCUCUCACUAAAUGGAAACUGUUUGUUUUCAUAUGUUAGUUUGGUCUUACAUCUGUAAUUCAAAACCAGAGUAAUUCAUUUGUUUUGCGGGAACUUGAAUAAACUAUCUUCUGUGAUGAAAGAAAA
Messenger RNA from Cricetulus griseus (Chinese hamster), 1019 nucleotides. The record is from RefSeq and is a predicted model, not a curated record. NCBI's taxonomy places the organism in Eukaryota, Metazoa, Chordata, Mammalia, Rodentia, Cricetidae.